Messenger RNA from Panonychus citri (citrus red mite), 2011 nucleotides. RefSeq names its product aquaporin-9-like. The record is from RefSeq and is a predicted model, not a curated record. Gene Ontology annotation, biological process: glycerol transmembrane transport; water transport. Gene Ontology annotation, molecular function: glycerol channel activity; water channel activity. The transcript has 6 exons. Bases 199 to 1194 code for a protein of 331 amino acids. NCBI's taxonomy places the organism in Eukaryota, Metazoa, Arthropoda, Arachnida, Trombidiformes, Tetranychidae. Gene Ontology annotation, cellular component: basolateral plasma membrane; plasma membrane.
AAAUCUGAGGAUAAUCAGUGUUCAGUUAAACUCUCUUCCUUCUUGUUGUUAACAGUAAACUCUUUUUCCAUAGUGUAUUGAGUUGUUUUGUUUGGAGAAAAAUUAUCUUGUUUAUUUUCUCGAAUUUUUCUUUUUUCGUUUCUCUUUAUUUUCGCAAUCAUUUUAAUUGUGUGUUCAAUUUAACACGAAAAUUUAAUCAUGUCUUCAUCUCCAUCACCUCAACCACCAACAUCUACAGUUAAUCAACCAGUGAGAAAAUUUCUUUCUCGUUCCAAUCAACUUUCCAAUAGGGUUAAAGGUUCCCUAGCAUCUAAAACUUGUAAACAAUUUCUCGCUGAAAUGAUUGGUACCUUUUUCGUAAUCGCCUUGGGUGAUGCAGCGACCGCAGCAUAUAAAUUAAGGACUCAACAAGGUGAUCGAUUUGAUUACAUGGCGGUUAAUUUUUGCUUUGCCACCGGUGUUUUAAUUGGUGUAUCAGCGACCAUCUCAAUCUCAGGAGCUCAUCUCAAUCCAGCAGUAACAACAGCAAUGGCGGCAAUUGGUAAAUUCAAAUGGUCAAAAGUUUGGUACUAUCUUGUUGCCCAGUACGUUGGGGGAAUCCUCGCAUCAGCUGUUGUCUAUCUUGACCAUUUCGAGGCGAUUGAACAUUUUGAUCCAAGUCAUCAGGCCAAUAUAACCGGUGAAAUAUUUGCCACUUAUCCAGCUCGUUUUGUUACAAUUCCAGGAGCAUUUGUUGAUCAGAUGAUUGGUACUUCAUUACUAUUAUUUGGUAUUCUCGCAGUUUCAGACGGAAUUAAGGCUCCACUAAUUGCUCAACCUGCUCUUUUCGCCGUUAUUAUCACCGGAAUUCCAACAGCAUUUAAUUACAAUUGUGGUGCUAUUCUCAAUCCCGCCAGGGAUUUUGCUCCUCGAUUGUUUUCCGCUCUUGUUAGAUACGGAUGGGAACCAUUCCAACCACUCGGUGGGCAUUAUUGGUGGGCAGCGGGCAUCGUUGGUCCUCAUGUUGGUGGUAUACUCGGUGCUUGGUUAUACUUAUUGACUGUUGAUCAUGAAGCUUUAAAGGAGACUACAAGUGGAGUUAAAUCAAAUCCUAAUCCAAUUCACAAUCAACAAGAAUCUCCAGAUCUCAAUUUAAAGGAUGUUAAGGAAAAAUCCAAUGGAGGCUCAAUUGUCCCUCGAAUUGCAGUUGAAUGAUCACAAUUAAAUUAAUUGUCAUAAUUUAAUGUUUAUAUUUUUUCAUAGACACAAUUAACAUUAUCGUCUUAUAAUUGAUCAUGUUGAUCAUUUAAUUGCAACAAUCAAAACAAAGCAACAACAACAACAACAACAAACCUGAUUUUACUUAAUCUUCAACCACCUACAACAAUUAACUUAAUCACCAUUGUGAUUAAUCAUAUUAAGGGCUAAUUUUAUCCUAAACAAUUAAUUAAUGACAAAAGUUUUUCUUUUCUUACAUUUAAUUGUGAUCGUAAAUGUAAUCAACAAUUAACUCUUGUCUUGAGACUUUACAUCUUAAGUUUGGUUUUUUUUUGCUCAUUUGUCUUUUUUUGUUUAGUUAAUUAAUUGAUUAUAUUUGUUAAAUUAUCAUUUUGAUUAACUAAAUUCAUCUUAUAAUCUUUAUAUAUGUCAUAACAAUUAACGAUUUGUAUUCAGCAACAAUUUAUUAUGAAUCUCAAUGGUAAUUAAGACUCGAAUUACAAUUUUCACCCUCUGUUAAUCAAACACUGAAUUAUGAUUUACAUUUUUGUCUAAUCAACAAUUUAAAUUGGUUAAUAAAAUUAAAUUAAAUUUUCUCUUGGAAUCAAACAAUUUAACCAACAAUUAAAAUCUAAUCAAACGAAUGGAGCGCCAUCUGUUAUCAUCAAUGUUCAAUCGUAAAUUAGAUUAACUUUUAAUUUAGUUGGACAAUUAUUCCAAUGGAUUAGUUGAUUUUUCUAAUCAAAAUUCAAUUGCGAAUUGAGAAAAAUUGAUUAAUCACUAUUACGUUUGAUUGAUAAUCAAAAUUAAUCCA